Molecule: messenger RNA, 519 nt
Organism: Lactuca virosa
Lineage: Eukaryota; Viridiplantae; Streptophyta; Magnoliopsida; Asterales; Asteraceae
Source: the annotation of a GenBank genome assembly
UAUAUCAGAGUCGGAGAGAUUGAUAAGCACGACCUUACUUGAACAGGAUCUGUUCUAUAGGCUCGUACCUCUGUAUUCUUGAUUCCUAAGAAGACAGAAACCCAUGUCGUGGUUGAUGAACCACGACCAUGUAGCUAGAGCGUGAUUAACAGAACUUCAUGGUCUCGGCUAUGGCUCAGUAGAUGAUCGUUGCUAAUCCAUCCGAUGGGUCCUGGCAUGGCUACACAUGGUUGUCUGACAGAUAACUUCAUUUUUUUUGGUCCCUUUUCUAAUGCAAACCAAGUGUUUGAUGAAAUGCUGAAGGAGAUUAUGAUCAAAGAGUCUUUUUUAUGCUGUCAUUUUCGUGAUGUUCUUGCUCAUCCAGGUUAUGUGGCCAGUUUGUAUAUGCUAUAUGCAAAGCAAGUGUUCGAUGAAAUGCCUGAACCAGAUUAUGAUGAUGGUGCUUUCUGGUAUGAUUUUGGCUUCAUCAAGUUCCAUUGGCAUUGUAACGAGCUAAGAAAAACAAGAAUGCUACUAUGA